UGGAGAAUCAUUCGUUCCUCGACCAUCAUGAAAGUGCUCGUUGUCUUCGCUUUGGCUUUGGCCACCGCCUCCGCCGGUCUGCUGCCCCAGCAGAUGCCAAUUCACCCCCGUGACUUGCCCGCUCGUCCCUCGAUUGAGGGUCGCAUCACCAACGGCAAGACCGCCUCCGAGGGUGAGUUCCCCUACCAGUUGGGACUCAGCUUUGCUAGCACCAGCGGUAGCUGGUGGUGCGGUGGCUCCCUCAUCAGCAGCGAGUGGGUGCUGACCGCUGCCCACUGCACAGACGGUGCCUCCUCUGUGACCAUCACCUAUGGCGCCACCGUCCGCACCGUCGCCAAGCUGACCCAGACCGUCUCCAGCUCCAACUUCAAGCAGCACGCCAGCUACAACUCGGCUGUGUUGAGGCACGACAUCUCUCUGAUCAAGACCCCAGCUGUUGCCUUCACCAGCUACAUCCAGGCUGUUAAGCUGCCCGAAGUGGCCAGCAGUUACUCCACUUAUGCCGGAGAGAAGGCCAUCGCCUCCGGAUGGGGCAAGGUCUCCGAUUCCGCCUCUUCCGUUGCCAGCACCCUGCAGUACGAGACCUUUGAGAUUGUGUCCGUUGCCACCUGCCAGGCCACCUAUGGCUCUCUGAUCGCCACCUCCAGGGUUAUCUGCAUUGCCACCCCCAACAAGACCUCCACCUGCAACGGUGACUCUGGCGGCCCAUUGGUCCUGGUGAGCUCUAAGGUCCUCGUCGGUGUCACCUCCUUCGUAUCCAGUGCUGGUUGCGAGUCCGGUGCCCCUGCUGGCUUCACCCGUGUGACCAGCUACCUGGAUUGGAUCAAGGAAAACUCUGGUGUUAACUAAGAAGCACUCAGGAACAUGCAAAGCAGUGUCUCACAAGUUGUUAUUAUAAGUGAAAAAAGUUUUCAGAUCAUGAAAGUGCUUGGAGUUCUGUUGAUCACGGCGUUUGCCUUAGUGGCGGCGCUGGAAAAGCCCAUUCCCGUUAAGGACAUGCCUGUGGGAAAGAAUGUGAACGGACGUAUCACCCAAGGGUAUCCGGCAUACGAAGGAAAGGUUCCCUACAUUGUAGCCCUUCGCUUUGAGAGUGACAAUGGUGGCUGGAACUGCGGUGGUUCGAUCAUUGGACACGAGUGGGUACUCACUGCUGGACACUGCACCAACGGAGCCAGUUACGUGAACAUCCACUACGGUGCCGUGUGGCGCAACAACCCGCAGUUCAAACACGUUUCAUCGGACAUCAUCACUCAUCCCGAUUACGAUAACGGUAAUCUCAACAACGACAUUGGCCUGAUCCGUACACCCCACGUGGACUUCUGGUCGCUGGUCAACAAGGUCGAACUACCCACCUACGCUGAUCGGUACAACAACUUCUACGGCUGGUGGGGUCUCCUUUCCGGGUGGGGUGCAACCUCUGAUACCAGCGGAAUGAGCGAUUACCUCAACUGCGUUGAUAUCCAGAUUUCGGACAAUGACGUUUGCCUAAACUACUACGGUAGCCACUUCAUCACCCCCAACCAUCUGUGCUAUGCUACCCCGGAGAACAAGGGUUCCUGCGGUGGAGACUCCGGCGGUCCUCUCGUCCUUCACGACGGCAACCGCCUAGUGGGCAUUGUUUCCUUCGGAUCCGUCGAGGGCUGUCUCUCUAACAGUCCCAAGGGAAUGACUCGAGUAUCCAGCUACUUGGACUGGAUCCGUGACAUAACGGGUAUCUCUUAUUAAUAAAAUACCUCCUUAUAAAAUUAAAGGACAUUAAAUACUGCAUAAA
This is a messenger RNA of Drosophila eugracilis, 1771 nucleotides long. RefSeq names its product transmembrane protease serine 9-like. Gene Ontology annotation, biological process: proteolysis. Gene Ontology annotation, molecular function: serine-type endopeptidase activity. NCBI's taxonomy places the organism in Eukaryota, Metazoa, Arthropoda, Insecta, Diptera, Drosophilidae. The transcript has 3 exons. The record is from RefSeq and is a predicted model, not a curated record.